CUUCUUUAUUCAGGACACAGUAUUACUACUUCUGGAGAAAGGAGUUCCUGUUGAUGUAAAGAAUGAUCGAGGAUUCCCACCCUUCUUUUUUGCAGCAGAGGGACAGCACCACAGAGUUUGCCAGCUGCUUAUUGAAUGGGGAUUUUAUAUACAUAAUAAAGAUUUUAAAAAUGUCAGCUAUCUCUCUCUUCUUCAGAGCAAAAAACUUCAGGAAUAUUUGGAAGGAUAUUCUGAAUUUUGGUCAAUUGCAGUUCCUAGAAUUGUGCAUGGAAACACUGAAAUUUUGCAUCAUCUAAUAAAUAAAUACCAGGAAGGAGUUGAAUGGAUGGCUAGUUUAAAAAGCAGAUGCAUAAAUGGAAGCACAUUAAUACAUGCGGCAGCUUAUUUUGGAGAAAAAGAAAUUGUAAAGAGACUCUUGGAACUUCAGAUGAAUGUAAACCUGUUGGACUAUAAAGGAGCCACACCAUUGCACAGAGCCAGAGAUCCAGAAACCAUGAAGGUUCUUUUAGAUCAUGGAGCAGAAGUAAACAGCAGAGAUGCAGAUGGCAAUACUCCAGUUCACGUUAUAUGCUACGGGGAGGCUCAAAAUCCCACACAACUUGAGUGUUUAAAACUUUUGCUGUCCACUGGAGUUAAGCUAGAAAAAUCAAAUAACAAAGGUCUUCUUCCAAUCCACUGUGCGGUAAUGCAAGGACGACAAGAUGCCAUUGAUCUUCUUCUUCAGUGUGACAUUGAUGGACGGCUCAGAAGAAAACUAGAGUGCAUGUCAAAAACAGAUUCCCCAAGCCUCCUUUACUUGGCAGUUGCGAAUGGACAUUUAACAUGUGCAGACUGGUUGGCUACAAGAAGGUUUACUUUCAAACCUGCAGAACAAGAAGAAUUGCUAUAUGAACUCUUUCAGGAAGACACUGCUAUACAUGAAAAGACCAAAAGUCUGGAGUUUCUGAUUAAAAGCGGAACAAACAUUAACACAGUUUAUGAAGGUGGAAACAGUGUUUUGCAUCUUGCUGCUCUUAAAUCUGAUUUGAUUGAGAUGUUAGUGAUAUUGUUAAAAGCAGGAGCUGAAGUCAACAAAUACAACAAUGAACGGCACACUCCACUUUUUUAUGCUGUGCAAAUAUCAAAUCUUCAUGGAGCAGUGCUUCUCAUCCGGAAUGGAGCAGAUGUGACAAUAAAGGAUCGCCAAGGUCACUGUGCAUUUGAUUAUAUACAUAGUUAUGAUGAAUGGAUCAAGAGUGGAUUGUUCCCAGAGGAAAUAACAACACUAUUAAAAGGCUAUGACCUCAAGAGGACCCGCUCUCUCAUCAGAAACAUCACCAGGAAGAUCCAAGUGUUUGAUAAGAAGAGACAGCUGCUAAAAGCCAGUUUUCAGAACAAUCCACCAUCCUUGUACCCUUUUUCAGGCUGGUUUCAGACACAACCACAAACAUCUUCACUUGUUUCCUACAUCCAUAAAACUGAAAGAAAUGCAAUAUGUACUUAGAGCUCCUGAGUGUGACAGACUCAGCCGCACUGUGCUUCCUACUGUUGGCAGUUAAAUGAUUCUGCGUCUUUAUUGACUUUCUAAUUGCCUGUCUUAGUUAACACAAUGAUUUUAUUAAUUUAAAUGGUGAUUGGUUAACAGGCUCUAAGGUGCAGAAGUGAGAGAUAAAUAGGCAAAUGUGUUUUCAACAGAGAGGUAUUUUGAAUAUAUACACGAGGCAACAUUAGAUCAUUCAAGAACAGAAAUGAGAUAUGCUGUAACUCAAUACAUGAUACAGAUUUCAUAAAUCCAUGGCAAAGCAGGAAAAACAUACCAAAAUGCCAGUAAUUCCAGGAACAACAAAGAAUACUCACAAUUCCAAUAGAUUUCAAUGCAAAAUGUCUGGUCUAUCCUUUGGCUUUGACCUAAAUAGCCAGAGGGAGAGCUCAAACAUGGUGAUGUCAGGGUGGCUCUGCCUGUUGAGGCUCCACACACAAAGAACGUGGAACAUACAUAAUUAUAAAUGUAACAGAAAAUCCAUAAAAAUAAAAUACUUAACAGCUCAGAAACAACAAAACAAUAAAAUGCAUAAACACAUACAAUACCAUAACAUAACCCCCUCCCUAAGGUGUGGCUACCAGACACCCCUAGUAUAUUCCAUACAAAAUCUUAGCAAAUCCAAACAAUAAAGCCCAUCUUUAGGCCGAGGUGACCAAGCUCAAACACUUGCCCUGACGGGGCUGAUGAGGCAAAAAGACCGUGUCACGAUUGGAACAACUUGGCAGCAGGCAGGACACAUCCAAGCAAGGGUGACAGAACUACAAUAGUCAAGCUAAGAGGUGACUGCUUUAAGUAUAUACUUACUUCUUGAACCUUGGGACACCUUGAUGAAGGUGUCAACUUAGGUGCCAAAUCAAUAGCGCCCCCUCCUGGUGACAAGGUCUGUGAUGGUAACUCAGUUGGGGUCCCUUCUGUGGACACAGGCGCAACUCAAUUAUGUUUUUUGUUUUUAUUUAAUGGUGCAUUUGAAUUUGCAGUAAAAAGGGUGUGAGGCCUCCAAAAACCUUCACAUGCCAGGCCUCGCUUCCUAUGCCUGUCC
Messenger RNA from Erpetoichthys calabaricus (reedfish), 2561 nucleotides. RefSeq names its product serine/threonine-protein phosphatase 6 regulatory ankyrin repeat subunit C-like. Gene Ontology annotation, molecular function: protein binding. Bases 326 to 1483 code for a protein of 385 amino acids. The transcript is spliced from 12 exons. The record is from RefSeq and is a predicted model, not a curated record. Lineage: Eukaryota; Metazoa; Chordata; Cladistia; Polypteriformes; Polypteridae.